GAGCUUGAUCGGUUGUACCGUCUUCGAGAACCAGAAAGUGUCAAAAAAGAGGAGGGGGGGGGGUACCCUUAAAUGAAUGUGGUAGUCCCACUCAGAAAAAUUGAUUUUUGAUAUUCGACUUGAAACUUAUCUGUACAAAGUUUCCAAAUCAAAAUUCGAAAAUCAAUUUUUUCCUAAGGAGAAACUACUGCAUACAUUUUAAAAAAAUACUAUCUUCUCAGCAAUAAGCUAAGAGUCGAAUUGAUAAGAUAGAUUCACUGAAAACUAUAAUUCUUAGUUUCAGUUCAAACGAAUUUUAUUCGUACACACAUCUCUAAUUAAUAGACUAUUUGUAUAUGUCAUCUAUUAUAUUCAAAAUAAUUUUUCUAUUCUAUAUUAUUUAGGUGAUAUUGCUUGUGGUAUAUUAAUGAUAAUAGCAUUAGGUACAUUAAUUCAUGCAACAUCAUCAUAUUGUACGGCAUUUUUUGGUCCUCGUCAUAAUGUAACAAAUUUUGAUUCAUUUAAUUCUUCACCAGCACCACUUUUUAAUUAUGGUUAUAAAGAUUUAGCUAUGCUUUUUUCUUAUACUCUUAUUUGUAUAACAGCACAUGCUAUAUGGCAAGAAUAUGUUUUGGAUAAAUUAUAUAAAAAAUUACAUUUAUCAAAAUCUAAAAAUGCAAAAUUUUUUGAAUCUGGUCAACUUAUUCUAUUUUAUGUAAUUAGUGUAUUAUGGGGAUUUAUGUUAUUUAAUGAUGAAGGUUAUUUACGUUCAGGUUUAGAAUAUCUUUGGCGUGAUUAUCCAUAUACAGGUAUGACAACAUGGACAAAACUUUAUUUUAUUAUUCAAAUUUCAUAUUGGUUACAUAAUUAUCCUGAAUUAUAUUUACAAAAAGUUCGAAAAGAAGAUAUACCAGCUCGUAUUGUUUAUACAAGUUUAUAUUUAAUAACAAUACUUUAUGCUUAUUUAACACGUUUUUGGCGUAUAUCACUUGUUUUAUUAACAUUACAUUAUUUUAUUGAAAUAUUUUAUCAUGCAUCACGUCUUGCACAUUUUUAUGCAACAACUAAAACAGGUUCAACAACAGCUAAAUCAAUAUCAAUAUAUUUAUUUAAAAUAUGGAAUAUUAUAUUUGUUAUUGGACGUCUUGCAUCUGUUGUUUUAGCAUGGUUAACAUUUUGGUUUGGUUUAAAAACUUCAUCAAUUAAUAAAAUAACAUUUACAACAACACCAAUUACAAAUUUAAAUGAAAAUAAUGGUACAUUAAAUGAAUCAAUUAUUAUAUCAAAUUUUAAUACACCAACUGUUCGUUUAUUUACACUUGUUGCUACCGGUGUUUUACAAUUUUGGCUUGUUUGGAAUUUUAUUCAAUUUCAUAUGCGUCGUCGACGUGAACAACGUAGUACACGUCCAACAGCAACUGCGACUUCACCAAGAGUUCCUAAUAAACUCAAACAAAAACAACAAAGUUUAGCGAAUGGUAAAUCAGACAAUGAUGAAAGUGUUGAACAAUCUGUUAUAUCUGCUGGUAGUCAUAGUAAUAAGAAAAAUAAUUAG
Messenger RNA from Rotaria sordida, 1534 nucleotides. The record is from the annotation of a GenBank genome assembly. Lineage: Eukaryota; Metazoa; Rotifera; Eurotatoria; Philodinida; Philodinidae.